Messenger RNA from Amaranthus tricolor (Joseph's coat), 2074 nucleotides. RefSeq names its product squalene monooxygenase SE1-like. Gene Ontology annotation, molecular function: squalene monooxygenase activity; flavin adenine dinucleotide binding. Bases 214 to 1782 code for a protein of 522 amino acids. Gene Ontology annotation, cellular component: endoplasmic reticulum; membrane. Gene Ontology annotation, biological process: sterol biosynthetic process. The transcript is spliced from 8 exons. Lineage: Eukaryota; Viridiplantae; Streptophyta; Magnoliopsida; Caryophyllales; Amaranthaceae. The record is from RefSeq and is a predicted model, not a curated record.
AUAAUAAUGGUGUCUUAGUGAAUUUAUUGAUAUUAAAUUAAAUUUAAAUAAAACUUGCCGAGCUGUAAGUUCAAUUCUUUAUAAAAUCCACCCCAUCUCUGAUCUGUCUCUUUAUAAUUCAUUUCAUCCUCCACCAAUAUUUCCCGUCCAGCAUUUUCCGGCGAGGGGAGGCGAUUCCUUAAUCUUCAACUGCUUCUCUCUCCACCAUCUAGAAUGUUCUUCGACCCCUACAUUGUCGGAGGAAUUCUUUCCUCGGUGGUCGCCGCCGUUUUUCUAUGGAACCUUCAAUCAACUAAGGGGAGAGAGAAAGUUUCCUCUCCAGAGAAUGGAAUAUCCUCUGUCAUGACCACUGCUGCUGUCGCCGGAGAAUGUAGAUCCGAUUCGGAUGUUAUAAUUGUCGGAGCUGGUGUUGCUGGUGCUGCUCUUGCUCAUACCCUCGGAAAGGAUGGAAGGAGAGUUCAUGUUAUAGAGAGAGAUUUAACGGAGCCUGAUCGUAUUGUUGGUGAACUUCUACAACCAGGAGGAUAUCUGAAGUUGAUUGAGCUGGGACUUGAAGAUUGCGUGGAAAACAUUGAUGCGCAACGUGUAUUUGGGUAUGCUUUGUUCAAAGAUGGGAAGGAUACAAAACUCUCAUACCCUUUGGAGAAAUUUCAUGAGGAUGUAUCGGGGAGAGGAUUUCACAAUGGGCGGUUCAUCCAAAGAAUGAGGGAGAAAGCUGCUUCUCUUUCCAAUGUGCAGUUGGAGCAGGGUACAGUUACCUCUCUUGUUGAAGAAAACGGGAUAAUCAAGGGUGUGAGGUACAAGAACAAAACUGGACAGGAGCUAUGCACCUAUGCACCUCUGACCAUUGUGUGUGAUGGUUGUUUCUCAAAUUUGCGUCGCUCACUGUGCAAACCUAUGAUAGAUGUGCCUUCAUGUUUUGUGGGGCUUGUUCUGGAGAACUGUCAACUUCCUCAUGAAAAUCAUGGACAUGUUGUUUUAGGUGACCCAUCCCCGAUCCUGUUUUACCGAAUUAGUAGCACAGAAAUCCGGUGUCUUGUUGAUGUACCUGGGGAAAAAGUUCCUUCAGUUGCUAAUGGCGAACUUGCCAAGUAUCUAAAAACUGUUGUGGCGCCUCAAAUCCCUCCUCAAUUGUACAAUUCCUUCAUGGCAGCCAUUGAUAUGGGAAACAUUAAGUCGAUGCCUAAUAGAAGCAUGCCUGCAGCUCCACUGCCUAAGCCAGGUGCUUUAUUAAUGGGAGAUGCAUUUAACAUGCGUCAUCCUUUAACUGGUGGGGGAAUGACUGUAGCUUUAGCUGAUAUUGUUGUUCUGCGAAAUCUUCUUCGGCCGCUGAAGGACUUAAAUGAUGCACCUAGCUUGUGUAGAUACCUAGAGUCCUUCUACACAUUGCGUAAACCAGUGGCAUCAACUAUAAACACACUAGCAGGUGCUUUAUACAAAGUUUUCCGUGCCUCACCAGAUCAGGCUAGAAAGGAGAUGCGCCAAGCUUGCUUUGAUUAUCUUAGUCUUGGCGGUAUCUUUUCAGAUGGACCAAUUUCUCUGUUGUCAGGGUUGAAUCCUAAGCCAUUAAUCUUGGUUCUCCAUUUCUUUGCUGUUGCCAUCUACGGAGUUGGUCGUCUAUUGCUACCUUUUCCGUCUCCUAAACGCUUAUGGAUCGGAGCCAGAUUAAUUUCUGGUGCAUCAGGGAUCAUAUUUCCAAUCAUUAAGGCAGAAGGUGUAAGAAAGAUGUUUUUCCCUGCAAUAGUUCCUGCAUAUUACAGAGCACCCCCUGUUAAGCCAUGAACCAAGAGCUCUGUUACAUACUGGAACUGCUAACACUUCCCUAAAAAUAGGGGCCGACCGGUCUGCCACUACCACUGCCACCAAGAUAUACUCGAAUUGUGGUCUCUGUAUAGCCAUCGUAUUUGGCUCGAAAAUUAAACACAAAUUUGGAUUGGAAGGUGCAUUUUUUGACAUUUUUCAUUUUGAUUCUAAUGUUCAAAUUGUAUAUAUCCCAAGAUGUAUCUCUAUAGGUAGACCUCGUGUUUCAACUCUUUUCUCAUUUGUUUCUAUGAAGGUUUUUUUUGGCAAUAAA